Molecule: messenger RNA, 1662 nt
Organism: Capronia epimyces CBS 606.96
Lineage: Eukaryota; Fungi; Ascomycota; Eurotiomycetes; Chaetothyriales; Herpotrichiellaceae
Exons: 2
Coding region: 1-1662 (553 amino acids)
Biological process (GO): positive regulation of transcription by RNA polymerase II
Cellular component (GO): nucleus
Molecular function (GO): DNA-binding transcription factor activity; transcription cis-regulatory region binding
Source: RefSeq, a predicted model, not a curated record
AUGUGGGCAUUCCAACUGGAUGAAAUCGACCAGCAAAUAGCAGAUAUCGAUGCUUGCGAUACCGUUACCUCUCAGGACGUCUCGGUGUCCAUCGGACCGUUUAGUGUUUUCUAUGCAGGGUUGGCUACUCUGAAAGGAUCCCAAGCACCUGGUCUUGACAGAAGUUGCACCCCUCAACUGGAGUUGAAUAUCCGAGCCCAAUCGGACGAUCCUUCCCGGUACCAUGAUUCCUCCAGACACGAUUUGACAGAAACAGAAGCACUACAGGACAUGCAAUCCCCACGUGGUGUCAACAACCAGCUUCAAGUGUCUUCACCGAGAAGGGAAGCCUCCCCCUUGGUAUAUGGACUUAAUCAGAGUCUCUUCCGGGAUCCUAUUAUUCAUCGACUCAUGGACAACUACAUCCGCACCGUUGCCUAUCUCCUUCCGCCGUUGCCACAUCCCGAGAACCCAUACGCCUCGAUAUAUGUGCCUAAAGCCAUGUAUGGCGCUUCGAACCUGCUAUUGGGAAUCGGCUACUCUGCCUCUGAGGUACCAUCGAGCAACGUUGCUAUAUUUUAUGCUCUUCUGGCAACGUCGGCGUUUCACUUGCGGGGUUCUGAAGCACACGGUGCAUCGAAAUUCGACCUUAUAGCGCGCCGUUUCCGGGCAAAAGCCUUCGCCUCUCUGCAGAAAGCUCUUCAAGAGCCGCUCAAAGGUGGUGAAGAGGAAGAGCAGUCCAGCUCCUCCUCAACCUCCCUUCCCCAAGGCGAAGCCGUCAUUUCAGCAAUGCUGACACUGAUUACCACUGAUGUCAUGGAAGGGUCUAUGAGUGAAUACUGGAUUCAUCUCCAUGGGGUCAAUCACCUUGCCCGGCAACUGCGCGGCCAAGUGGAAGAGUCGUCGCAAAUUGACCGGUUGAUUGCGAUUUCUUCAUUCCUUGCCACUCUGGCAAACACCACUUCAAUCGAUCUCCCACCAAUUCCUUGGUCGGAUGACGACCUCGUCGUGCCCGACUUGAGCUACUCAAAUUCACUCGUCACGGAUGGGCUGGAGUUUGCGUAUGGCAUCACACCGACCCUAGCCAACCUGAUGCGGCGGGUCGUUGUUCUCUCACAGCACAUCUCCUAUUACGUCUCGAAUUCACUCAAGCUGCCUCCACGGUUGAUUGCGGCGUGUAUGAACUUCUCGAUGGCGCUCUUCCAAUGGUCGAUUGAUUCCGAACCGCUCUCCAACCUCCUCUGCGGCACAGACGCGGACGUUGAUGUCGCCUUGCUACUAGCUAAGAAUCAUAUUCUGGCCUUUGCCCAUGGCCUCCGAGUCUAUUUCCACACUCGCAUCCUCCCAUGCGCACCGUCCGAUAUGCAGCAUUAUGUCGAGCGCGUGGCAAGCCAUGUGAUGACCAUUGAAGACAUCAAGGCCCGGGCGGGCUACGACUUCAACAUUGCCGCCACCAUCACGUGGCCAGGCUUUAUUGCGUCUUGUGAGGCUGAAAGAGGCCGCCCACGCGAAGUCUGGUACCGCUGGUGGAAUGGCAUGGUAAGGUAUCGGAUCGGCAAUAUUGCCCAUCUGUGGAUGAUUGUGCAAGAGGCUUGGAGAUUGAAGGAUGAGGAGGGGUCGACCGAGGUUCCUGCUUGGAUGCCCGUCCUCCGACGCAGCGGAAAGCGGAUCCUUGCCGUGUGA